UGUAGUCCGUUUUCUGCGGUACUGCGUCAUCACACGAUUUUUAGAUUUUUUAAAAUAAUAAAAUAAGGAUACUUCAUUGACUACUCGUUCCGGUCAUCACCGCUAGAUGGCGCGGCCGGAUCUGCAAUCAUUCGUUUUCCGUGUGUUGCGUCAGUUCACGCGCACUCCGUAAAAAUUAAAUGUUUUACGGUGAAAUAAAGUGGUUAAGUUGGUUUUUAGUGGUGUGUUUUAGUGAAAAAUGGGAAAAAGAACCAAGGAUAAGACAAAUGAAGAAAUUGAAAGGAAAAUUAGACGCCUGGAAAGGGAAUUAUAUUCACGAAAAACAUGGACGCCCACGCCAAAUUUUCUUCCGAACGAAGAUCGUGACGACUCUUCCUAUAAUUUCCGAGGUGAAGUGGAGCUUGACGUGUACCCUUUCGGCGACGAAAAUGAGACACCUGAGUCUUUACAUACGGUUGCCGAAGUUCAUGCAAAAAAUACAUGCCUUCCUCCUGAAGUUAUGGCGGAAGAUUCGCAACAUAUUCCAGACAACGCAAAAUCAGUGCUAGACUCAGAUAUGAUAACAGAAGAAUCAGUCCCUGAAGAAAUCAUGCAGAUACUUGGUGAGGCUAAGAAAACAGAAGAGAUCUUCGGAAAGAAAAUUCCGCAAGGAGUCUCUGAAAAAUUGGGAAAAAUCUUGGUCGAGGGUCUUGCCAAAGAACAAAAGGAAAUUUUACUUACCCAAAAAUUAAUAAUACCAGAGAAUUUUCAGCUGGUGAAGGCGCCCAAACUAAAUCCAGAAGUGGCUUCAGUACUUACCGACCCAGCUAAAAAUAGAGACAAACGGCUUGAAAAGCUUCAGAACCAAUUAGGUUUGGGUAUAGCGGGUCUAGUUAAUUUGACAACGGAAUUAAUCAAUAAGGAGGUUGAUAAGAUGGCUAUAAUUAAGAAAAUAUCAGAAGUGAAUCAAAUACUUCUUGAUCUCCACUAUGAGGAGACAUUGGGUCGUAGACGAUUAAUUAUUCCUAUGUUGGAUAACAAAUUUAUUAAUAUUAUACAAAGUGUGAAACGCGACCAAUUUCUUUUUGGAGAUAAUUUGGGUGACAAUAUCAAGACGUCUAAAUCCAUUGAAAAAUCAAGUCUUCAGAUCAAAAAACCAGCUCCUCCACAGCCACCUGCCAACCGAAAACCUUUAGCCCAGACGGGAAACUCGCGAGCUCCGGUCCGCCGUGCGAGCGGGCCCAGUGCAGCGCGCGCUCAGCCGCCGACGUCGCGAUAUUACCCCGAGCCGCCGCCGCCCGCCAGGAGGGCCCCGGCCCCGCCGGCGCGCCGCGCUCCGCCGCCACCAGCCCCGAGGCGAUACUCGCAGGACUAUCGCAGCCGCCGUCGCUAGAGAAGGUACCUUUUGCUGGCCGUAUUCGACACUUUCUUACCAAUUGGUUAUAUGUAACAACUGACCCCCAAAUUUUGGAAAUAGUUAGUGGAUACAAGAUUAAAUUCAACCAAAAACCUGUUCAGACAAACGAACCUAGUAAUCCGCCUUAUUCGAGAACUCACAUGUUAGAGUCUAUAAAAAAACUUAAACAUAUGGGUUCAAUUGUUCUAUGUUCACCAUGUAAAGGUCAAUUUAUAUCCCCAAUUUUUUUAAUACCAAAAAGUAAUGGUUCCUAUAGAUUUAUUCUUAAUUUAAAAAACCUUAACAAAUUUGUUCAACAACAACACUUUAAAAUGGAAGAUGUCCGCACUGCUACUAAAUUGUUAUCAAAUAAUUCAUAUAUGGGGACCAUUGACCUUCAGGAUGCCUACUUUGUUAUUGCCAUUCAUAUGUCCCAUAGAAAGUAUCUACGCUUUCGUUUUGAUAACGAGUUAUACGAAUUCACCUGUCUGCCCUUUGGAUUGUGUUCGGCUCCUCUCGUUUUUACGAAAUUGAUGAAACCUGUACUUACUUAUUUGCGUACUUCACAACAUAAAAUAGUAGGGUAUAUCGACGAUUUAUGGUGCAUAGCAGAUUGUUAUAACUCGUGUAUCAAAACAUUAACAGAAGUAAUGCAUAUCUUAGAAUUACUGGGAUUUAUAAUUAAUUAUGAGAAAAGUUGUUUAGUGCCUACUAAAAAGUGCAAGUUUUUAGGUAUUGAUCUUAAUUCACAAAACAUGACUUUAGAAUUGCCUACCGAAAAACGUAAAAAAAUCUAUGAUUUGGUUAGAAACAUAUCAAGUAAAAAGUCAAUAAAAAUUCGAGAAUUUGCUAAGUUUUUAGGUAAUUUGACGGCAGCCUGUCCAGCUGUAUCUUAUGGCUGGUUAUACACCAAGCGUUUUGAGAGGGAAAAAUAUUUAGCCUUGUUGGAUUUCCCGGAUUAUGAUGCCAAAAUGGAUAUAAAACCUGAAUUGUUACAGGAUUUUUUUUUGGUGGGAAAAAGUUAUCAAUUAUGUAGAUAAUCCUAUUCGCACUGGACAUUUUCAAUAUGAAAUAUUUUCAGAUGCCUCACUUUCUGGAUGGGGACUAUUUUGUAAUGGACAGUCAGUCAAUGGAUUUUGGUCAUAUGAGGAAAAUCAAUAUCAUAUUAAUUAUUUAGAGUUAUUGGCCGCUUUUAUUGGUUUAAAAUGCUUUUGUAAAAAUUUGUACAAUGCAGAAAUCCUAUUACGAAUAGACAACACUACAGCCAUUUCCUACAUUAACAGAAUGGGUGGAGUACAAUAUCCCCAUCUAAAUGACAUAACCCGUCAAAUUUGGCAGUGGUGUGAAGAAAGAGGAAUUUUCAUUUUUGCAUCAUACAUCAGGUCCUGUGAUAAUAUUGAAGCAGAUCAGGCCUCAAGAUUGUCAAAUAUUGACACCGAGUGGGAAUUACAUGAAUCCUGUUUUCAGGAUAUUGUCACGGAGUUAGGCCAACCUGAUAUUGACUUGUUUGCAUCCAGAAUUAACAAAAAAUGUUUUAAAUUUGUGUCGUGGAAACGAGACCCAGAAGCUUUUGAAAUUGAUGCAUUCACUUUGAAUUGGAAAAAUUUUUUCUUUUAUGCUUUUCCACCCUUUUCAGUCAUAUUGAAAUGUCUUAGAAAAAUCAUCAAUGAUAAUGCUACUGGGCUGUUAGUUGUACCUUACUGGCCAAGCCAACCAUGGUUUCCGCUCUUUAUUUCUCUGACGGUAACUGAUAUAAUAUUCCUUAAUCCCGAUAGGAAUAUGUUACUUUCCCCUUACAGAACACCUCACCCGUUAUGGUCAAGCCUUACCCUGGCGUGUGCGAAGUUAUCCGGGAGGCGUUUGGAAGACAAGGGCUAGAUAUAGACACAAUAAACAUUAUGAUUCAAUCCUUAGCCAAGAAUACUUUGCAACAGUAUAACUCAACUUAUAAAUUAUGGUUUUCUUUUUGUAAAGACAAUAACUUAGAUUUCUUUGAGGUAAAUGUUCCAACGUUACUAAAAUUUUUGUCACAAGAGUUCAAAAAUGGUGCUAGCUAUAGUUCAUUAAACUGUAUGAGAUCAGCGCUAUCAAUAAUUUUAGGUAAAGGAAUUUGUACGAAUGAUUACAUAGCAAGGUUCCUAAAAGGUGUCUUUAAAAAUAGGCCAAGUUUUCCAAAAUAUAAAAAUACGUGGGAUCCCAAUUCGGUGUUGACAUAUCUUUCUAGUCAAUUUCCUAAUGAAUCAUUACCUUUAGAAAUUAUUACCAAAAAAUUGGUGACUCUGCUCGCGUUAUCCACGGGACAACGUGUUCAGACGUUAUCAUUAAUUAAAUUGUGUAAUGUUAAUAUUAGUGAAACAUGCAUUAAUAUCAUUAUAGACGAGAUACUUAAAUCAUCUGCACCUAACAAGAACAAUCCAAGAUUGCAGAUUCCAUUCUUCAGUGAAAAGCCCUGUAUUUGCCCUGCGAGAGUUCUCUCUGCCUAUAUUCACUUAACAAAAGAUGUGCGAAAUGAGCCAGAUACAGACCGGCUAAUCUUAACAACUAAAAAACCUUUCCAUAACGCCAGCUCUCAGUCCAUAAGUCGCUGGAUAAAGAGCGUACUCAGUGACAGCGGUAUAGAUGUCAGUGUGUUCUCAGCUCACAGCACGCGGCACGCUUCGACGUCAGCGGCGCGCCGAGCUGGUAUCUCCGUUGACGUCAUCAAGCGUUCUGCUGGUUGGUCUGGCUCAUCUCUCUGCUUUGCCAAGUUCUAUAACUUACCAUUGCCAGAUGUUGAUGAAGGCAGAUCUUUCGCUCAAGCUGUUUUUGAUACAAAUUAGUUUUAAUUGUUAUAAGUGAUAAGGUGACAUUAGUUAUAAUGAGUAAAUAUUAAAUUUAAAACCUUGUGAUUUGAAACUGUUUAACUACCUCGUGAUUCGAAACUUUAAUAAUAUAAAUAAAUAUACUUUUGAUUUAUUCAA
Plodia interpunctella (Indianmeal moth) is the source of this 4335-nucleotide messenger RNA. RefSeq lists its product as uncharacterized. Bases 239 to 1372 code for a protein of 377 amino acids. Lineage: Eukaryota; Metazoa; Arthropoda; Insecta; Lepidoptera; Pyralidae. The record is from RefSeq and is a predicted model, not a curated record. The transcript has 2 exons.